Cornus florida is the source of this 2796-nucleotide messenger RNA. RefSeq lists its product as uncharacterized. The coding region runs from base 1 to 2796 and encodes 931 amino acids. Gene Ontology annotation, biological process: DNA integration. The transcript has 4 exons. The record is from RefSeq and is a predicted model, not a curated record. Lineage: Eukaryota; Viridiplantae; Streptophyta; Magnoliopsida; Cornales; Cornaceae. Gene Ontology annotation, molecular function: RNA-DNA hybrid ribonuclease activity; nucleic acid binding.
AUGGAGGUAUAUGUUGAUGACAUGUUGGUGAAAAGCUUAAAAGCUGAAGAUCAUUUGACUGACCUGCAGGAGACCUUCGAGGUACGUAGGCAUAAGAUGAAACUCAACCCCAGCAAGUGUGCCUUUAGGGUUUCCUCAGGAAAGUUCUUGGGAUAUAUGGUAAGCAGAAGACGAAUUGAGGCCAAUCCAGAGAAGAUCCGAGCAGUCAUUGACAUGAGAUCGCCAAGAUCAACCAAGGAUCUACAACGACUAACAGGGAAGAUUGCUGCCUUGAGUAGGCUAAUCUCUCGGUCAACUGACAGUUCUCCCCUACUACUGUCUCGAACCAUACCGGGAGAUGAACUAUACAUAUACCUUGCAGUCUCCACGACAGCUAUCAGUUCAGCUCUGAUACGAGAAGAAGAAGGGGUCCAAAGGCCAGUAUACUUCGUGAGCAAAGCACUUAGGGGUGCGGAGGAAAGAUAUCCAAGGAUGGAACAGUUGGCCUUUGCUUUAAUUGUAUCCGCCAGGAAACUGAGACCAUACUUUCAAGCGCAUACGAUUGUGGUCCUAACAGAUCAACCCCUUCGACAGGUCCUACACAAGCCAGAAAGCUCUGGUCGACUGAUGAAGUGGUUAGUAGAGUUAGGGGAAUUCGACAUUCAGUAUAAGCCAAUAACAGCAGUAAAGACUCAGGUGUUGGCUAAUUUCUUAGCUGAGUUUACCCCUCCAGAAGAGGAGAAACAACCCCAAUUUUCGACAGAACCAGGUUUAAGUGAUCAGAUGAGCCCAGAAGUAGUCUGGGACUUGUUCAUGGAUGGGUCAUCUAAUGUUCAGGCUAGCGGAGCGGGGCUUGUUCUUGUCUCCCCAAAGGGAGAAAGUAUACAGUACGCACUUCGGUUUGGUUUCAAAGCAACCAACAACGAAGCAGAGUACGAAGCCUUGAUAGCAGGAUUAAAAGUGGCAAAUGCCCUAGGGGUUGAGCAAUUAAAGGUGUACACCGACUCCCAGCUGGUCGCUGGACAAGUUCAAGCGGAAUAUGAGGCACGAGACAAGAAGAUGAAGAGUUACCUACAAAAGGUGAAGGAAUUAAAGAAUCACUUCCAAAGAUUCUCAAUUCAUCAAAUACCACGAGAAGAGAAUGGGAAAGCAGACGCUUUAGCCCAGCUAGCUACUGCAUUAGAACCUGAGAUCAAUAAGAAUAUACCACUGGAAUAUUUGGACGAACCAUCUAUAUCUCAGGAGAGACAAAUUGAAGUGCAACAAGCGAUAUUGAGUGUGGAAUGGGCAGAUCCUAUCAUCAGAUAUAUCAAGGAUGGAGUGCUACCAACAGACCGAGCAGAAGCUCGAAAGGUCAAGAUGCGGGCAGCUAGGUAUACGCUUAUCAAAGGGGUGCUUUACAAGAGAAGCUUCUCCAUGCCGUAUUUACGAUGCGUUUCUAGCGAGGAAGCUGACUACAUUUUAAGGGAGAUCCACCUAGGAGUUUGUGGAAACCAUGCUGGGGGUAGGUCACUUGCUAACAAGGCCAUCCGACAAGGAUACUAUUGGCCCACCAUGCCAAAAGAUGCACUUGAUUUCGUUAAAAAGUGCGACAAAUAUCAACGAUUUGCCAACAUCCCGAGACAACCGUCAGAAGAGAUGACUCCCAUGUCAGGACCAUGGCCAUUUGCUCAAUGGGGAAUGGACUUGAUUGGCCUCUCGUCAAAGAGAGUGAUUGUCACAGACAAUGCAAAACAGUUCGAUAACUCUGACUUCAAAAAAUUUUGUUCCGAGCUCGGGAUUCAAAUUCAUUUCUCAUCGCCAGGACAUCCCCAGGCGAAUGGACAGGCCGAAGUCACUAACAGAACAAUCCUUCAGAUGAUUAAGACUCGACUUGAUGCUGCAAAGGGACUAUGGCCUGAGCAGCUGCCGAGUGUACUGUGGGCUUACCGUACUACUGCAAGGACUCCUACAGGGGAAACCCCUUUUCUUUUAGCGUUUGGAAGUGAGGCCGUAGUACCUGUAGAGCUUGGCCUAACAAGUUUUAGGACGGAGCACUACGAGCCCAAGCAGAACGAAAGAGAGUUGGAAAUAAGCUUGGACCUAAUCGAAGAAAGGAGAGACCUAGCCCAUAUUAGGAUGGCUGCCUAUCAACAGAAGGUUUCCAAGUAUUACAAUGCUCGGGUCAAGCCUAGGAGGUUCUCAGUAGGAGAUUUAGUACUCCGCAAAGUUACUUGGGCAACUAAGGAUUCAACCAUAGGGAAAUUAGGUCCCAAAUGGGAAGGACCGUACAAAGUUACGCGAUGUCAGCGACCAGGAAUAUACUGUCAAGUGGUGAGCCCUGGUUCGCAGUUACACUGGCCACACAGGGAGAAAAAAGGAAAACAGACAGCAAACAUCACGUGCCUGACCAUCACGUGCCCGACAACCAAUUGUCCAAAUCCUCAUCACCGCUUACAGACUCUCCACGUUGACAAAUCCGCCGGAAUUCUCUUGUCUCCCAAGCCGUCGCCGGCGGCCGGCAACGUCACAUUCCGACGACGACGACAACAAAUCAACCAAAAUGUUCUAACACAACAUAGUCCAGAUCGAUACAGGUCGUAUAUACAGAGAUCAGAAAGUACAACCACAGAAGACGAAGAAGCAGCAGAGCAUAGACACCAAGGCCACGGACUCGAACGCCGUGACGAGAGACCAGACGAAGCCGUCGACGGAGAAAUCGAGGUCCGGCAACCAUCCGCGGAGGCUCUGUGGGUCCCAACUCGGCGAGAAUCCCCAUGGGAUGAGAGUACUCGGCCAAGUCGGGCUCUGUGGGGUCCAGCUCGGCGUCAAGUAUGA